AUGAGGCGUCGCAAUAUUGUCAAGCAAAUUCUCAUGGAUUCGUCAUCGACCUCAUCCGACGACGACGAACUCAUUGUUGCUACAGCAUUCCAAGUGCACGAUGAAGAUCAGCGUUUGAAUGUUCGACGCCAUGGCGGUUCCGUGCCAGGACAUCGAGUAAUUCAUCGCGGUAGAGAAGCCGGACAUGUGAGACUAUACCAAGACUACUUUUCAGAGCAUCCCACCUACAGCCCAGCUAUCUUUCGGCGUAGAUUUAGAAUGGCUCGUUCUCUGUUUCUUCGUAUAGUACAAUCUAUAGUAGAGCAUGAUAGCUAUUUCAUGCAGAAAAGAAAUAGUGCUGGGAUUCUUGGGUUAUCUCCUUUGCAGAAGAUUACCGCUGCAUUUCGCAUGCUAGCUUAUGGAGUACCAGCGGAUGCUACAGAUGAAUUUAUUCGGAUUGGAGAAAGUACUGCUAUAGAGAGUCUUAAAAGGUUUGUACAAGCUGUUAUGGAAGUAUUUGGUGAUGAGUAUCUGAGAUCUCCAAAUAACAUUGAUACUGCUAGGUUACUAGAAAUGGGAGAAGUAAGAGGUUUUCGCGGUAUGCUAGGGAGCAUAGAUUGCAUGCAUUGGAAGUGGAAAAAUUACCCUGCAGCAUGGCAAGGAAUGUAUACCGGCCAUGUGCAUGAGCCCACAAUUAUUCUGGAAGCCGUUGCUUCACAAGAUCUUUGGAUUUGGCACGCUUUCUUUGGUUUACCAGGGUCUCACAAUGAUAUUAAUGUUCUUCACCGUUCCCCUCUAUUUGCAAAGCUAGCCGAAGGACAAGCUCCAGAAGUGAAUUACACCAUCAAUAGUCACAACUAUACAAUGGGCUAUUACUUGGCAGAUGGCAUAUAUCCACCAUGGGCAACUUUCGUGAAGACAAUAACAUCUCCUCAAGGGAAUAAGAAAAAACUUUUCUCGCAAGCUCAAGAAGGUGCUAGGAAGGAUGUCGAACGAGCAUUUGGAGUUCUACAGGCUCGUUUUGCUAUUGUUCGUGGACCAGCAAGGUUUUGGGAUCAAGAGACACUCGGACAAAUCAUGACAGCUUGCGUCAUCAUGCAUAACAUGAUAAUUGAAGAUGAGCGGGAAGACUUUGAUUACAAUCAUGAGCCGGAAGACUUCCAUUACGAUCAUGAGGGAGAAAGGGUGACAGUUUCUGAUGAGCACUCCCCUGAGCUGUCUCAGUUUAUGGAGUUUAUUAAGAGCAAUCAUAAUAUCAGGGAUCGACAAGCUCAUUCUCAGCUUCAAGAUGAUCUAGUCGAGCACCUAUGGCAACUAUAUGCAGAGUCAUAGUUCUUAUAGUGUAAGCAUCUGCAAUAAUGUAAUCGGAAUCUAUCAAGUAGUGUUUUCAUUA
Molecule: messenger RNA, 1372 nt
Organism: Phragmites australis (common reed)
Lineage: Eukaryota; Viridiplantae; Streptophyta; Magnoliopsida; Poales; Poaceae
Exons: 2
Coding region: 1-1311 (436 amino acids)
Source: RefSeq, a predicted model, not a curated record